Molecule: messenger RNA, 1966 nt
Organism: Durio zibethinus
Lineage: Eukaryota; Viridiplantae; Streptophyta; Magnoliopsida; Malvales; Malvaceae
Source: RefSeq, a predicted model, not a curated record
AAGGACUUUCUGUGGCUCAAUUUACUGGUUCUUCUCUUGGCAUGUUGGCUUGGAUAUCUGACAUUUGCUGGAAUAAGAAUAUUAUUCUCUAGUUGAAAAGUUACUCUCUGAGUAUCUUGGUAUGAUUCUGGGAUCUAUAAGUGUAAUUUAUAUCACAGAAUCUAGUUUCUAAAGCUUCAAUAUUAAAGAGAAAAAAAAAAAAGAAGCUUAUUUGGCAGCAGAAAAAAGUGUAGGAGAUGGAUUUCUUGAAAGUUAAGAAGUUUAGGAAAGCCCACAAGCCUGACCUUGAAAAGGAUUUGGAGGAUAAGCCUGUACCAAAACCAGAAGAACCAAAGAAUGAGAAUGGUGCUACUGGAGGUGAUAAUGAUUUAAAUAAAUCAUCCAAAGCUGAUCCUGCGGCUGAAGUUGAGGAUGAUGAUGAUGAUUUUAUUACGAAUGAGGUGAAGAGGAGAUUGAAAGAACUAAGAAGAAACAGUUUUAUGGUGUUGAUUCCUGAAGAAGAAGAGGAGUCGUACCCUGAGGACGAGGAAGAGGAGGCUGGUGAGACCAGCUCUACUGAGUGGAGGGAUGUGGAAGCAGAAGGCAGACAAUGGUGGGGUGGGUUUGAUGCUGUUUAUGAAAAGUAUUGUGAGCGUAUGCUGUUCUUUGAUCGGAUGAUUGCACAGCAGCUCAAGGAAGCUGGCCCCAGAUAUCCUUCAACUCCACCAAAAUCUGCAUCUAAGAAGCUUGCAUCCCCCCUGCGCUGCCUUUCCUUGAAGAAGGUUGAAGAACCUGAUGAAGAAACGGAGCACCUGCAGCAGCCUAUAAGUAACCCAUAUCAGGAUCUUGAAAUAGCAUAUGUAGCUCAAAUUUGCUUAACUUGGGAAGCACUUCAUUGCCAAUAUACACAACUCAGCCAGAUAGUUUUGUGCCAUCCUGAGAAUCCCACCUGUUACAACUGCAGUGCUCAGCAGCUUCAACAAUUCCAGGUUUUGUUACAGAGGUUCAUUGAAAAUGAACCUUUCCAGGAUGGUCUCAGAACUGAAAUCUAUGCCCGUGCUAGGAAUAUUUUGCCUAAGCUGCUUCAAAUUCCAAACAUACAAGGUUCAGAUCAGAAGGAAAAGGUGGAAGAUGAAUCAGAUUAUGUGGUCCUUGCUCCUGAUAUCAUCAGGAUUAUCGAGAGUUCAAUCCUGACAUUCCGGCAGUUUGUAAAAACGGACAAGAAAAAAAAUAGUAGCAUUAUUAACCUGUUUGGAAACCAAAACCCAAUGGCUACCCCUCUCCAACAAGUUCAGUCUUUAUUAGAGAAGAAGGGGGUGAAGCUGAAGGAACUAUGUAAAAAAACAAAAGGGUGGAAAAAGAAAUCCCGACCGCUAACACAUGAGGAUUUUCCAUUGUUGUUUGGCCUAAUUGACAUCAAAAUUAUCUCCAGGGUUCUUAGAAUGUCAAGGAUCAGUAAAGAGCAGUUGUUCUGGUGUGAAGAAAAGAUGAAAAAACUAGAUUUAUCUGAUGGGAAAUUGCAGAGGGAUCCUUCGCCCAUCCUCUUUCCUUGUUGAUAGCGGUAAGGAAUGAUUAACAGAGCUGGUUUAGUGGUCAGUUAACUGCAGAAAGACCCCUCUAUUUUUGUUUUAAAAUUCAGUGUUGCCAUUGAUUUUUUCCUGGAAAUUUCUUUAUAAUUGAUUGAGUGGUAGCAUAUGAUUUGCUUUAGGUUGAUGGUAUUGAUUGCCAUUUACCAGUUUUUUGCUUCAACUACUUAAAAAUUUAUUAAUCUGGUGAAUGACAUCAAUGCAUCGUGAUCAUCCUAAACCGAAAUUGCUUAUUGAAGAUUAGAAAUGAGAAAGCAGAGGGUCAUUUCUGCAGCAUUGAACAAGAAUUGUGGUUUAAGUUGUUGUGCUUAGGAUAUUUUGUAUCUCAUCAAACUUUUUGAUGUUUCAGAAUUUAGAUACAUGUUGUGGAUAUUGUAUGAGAAGUAAUGCUAAUGUUAUUA